Molecule: messenger RNA, 504 nt
Organism: Exophiala aquamarina CBS 119918
Lineage: Eukaryota; Fungi; Ascomycota; Eurotiomycetes; Chaetothyriales; Herpotrichiellaceae
Exons: 4
Coding region: 1-504 (167 amino acids)
Molecular function (GO): carboxy-lyase activity
Source: RefSeq, a predicted model, not a curated record
AUGAAUGGCAGUGCCUUUCGAUUUGGAAAUCAUCAUAUCAAACAACAACGACAACGAGCAAAGUCCAAAUAUCACCGUGAACAAGUGCAGUCGCAAAUCAACUUACCAACCAUUAUCAACAUCGAAGUUGGAGACGCCAACCAGCUCAAGGCAGGUUACGCAGCAGACGGAUAUGCUCGGAUGAAGGGGAUUGGUGCAUUGAUCACGACGUUUUGGAUUGGCGAAUUGUCUGCUCUGACUCCCGUUACCAUCUACCACCUCGUUUUUAUGAUCAACAACGAUGGCUGCACGGUCGAGCGUUGGGCUCACGGCAUGGAAGAGUCGUACAAUGACGUCCCCGCGUGGACAUAUCCUCAGCUGCCAGAGACGAUGGGCGCAAGUCUGGCUCAGGGUGGCAAUGCCCACGCAAUGCAGGCCAUGGUCGAGGUCUUCAUGCCGAAGAUCGACGCCUUCGUUCCACUCAAGAUGUUCUGCACCUCUGUGGAGAAGAACAACAGCAAAUAA